This is a messenger RNA of Rhinichthys klamathensis goyatoka, 1075 nucleotides long. It is a transcript of the gene slc25a27, whose product is annotated as solute carrier family 25 member 27. NCBI's taxonomy places the organism in Eukaryota, Metazoa, Chordata, Actinopteri, Cypriniformes, Leuciscidae. Gene Ontology annotation, biological process: response to cold. The transcript has 9 exons. The coding region runs from base 119 to 1066 and encodes 315 amino acids. The record is from RefSeq and is a predicted model, not a curated record.
AAACAUUUAAAGAACAUACACUCCAGGCUCGUGGUUCUUUUGGGAGAAAUGAUGUAGAAUUACUUUUUAUAAUUUAUUCAUUUCUUUUUUUAGUGGGAAUCAGAGGACGUGACCUGCAAUGCAUCCUGUACAAGAAAAUUCGCGGUGGCCUCGAGUAUCAAAGUUCACUCUGUCAGCAUGUGCAGCAACUGUUGCAGAACUAGUCACAUUCCCUCUGGACCUUACUAAAACCAGACUUCAGAUACAGGGUGAAGGUGGUUCCCGACAGCAUGGUGGAAGUGUACAGCCUCCAAAAUACAGGGGCAUGCUGAGCACAGCUAUGGGUAUAGUGCGAGAAGAGGGGCCCUUGAAACUGUGGCGAGGGGUCACACCAGCUAUCUACAGACAUAUAGUGUAUUCAGGCGGCAGGAUGCUGGCCUAUGAACAGCUCCGGGAAUCUGUCUUGGGAAGAUCUGAAGAUGGCAUUUUUCCAGUUUGGAAAGCAGUGAUCGGCAGUAUGAUUUCAGGUGCUCUGGGCCAGUUCAUCGCUAGUCCAACAGAUCUAGUGAAAGUUCAAAUGCAAAUGGAGGGCAGGCGUCGACUUGAAGGGAAACCACCAAGAGUACAUGGGGUUUACCAUGCUUUUACAAAGAUCAUAGCAGAGGGAGGAAUCAGAGGCCUUUGGGCAGGAUGGGUCCCCAACGUUCAGAGAGCUGCCCUAGUCAAUUUAGGAGAUCUCAUGACAUAUGAUACAGUGAAGCAUUUUCUACUGAGAAACACCUCCAUGCCGGAUAACAGCAUUUGUCAUGGAUUGGCAAGCAUAUGCUCAGGAUUGGUUGCAGCUAUUAUGGGAACACCAGCUGAUGUUGUGAAAACUAGAGUAAUGAACCAGCCACGGGAUUCAAACGGAAGGGGUCUUCUCUACAAGUCUUCUACUGGCUGUCUUGUUCAGUCGGUGAGAAGAGAAGGAUUUUUUUCCCUCUAUAAAGGAUUUCUACCAACUUGGUUUAGAAUGGCUCCCUGGUCUUUGACUUUCUGGCUUACAUUUGAGCAAAUGAGACGAGCAAUGGGCAUCAGCUCAUUUUAAUGAUUUUAA